Molecule: messenger RNA, 960 nt
Organism: Didymodactylos carnosus
Lineage: Eukaryota; Metazoa; Rotifera; Eurotatoria; Philodinida; Philodinidae
Source: the annotation of a GenBank genome assembly
AUGGAAACGAGUGUCAUGAAGCAGCUUGUUGAGAGUGCUAUUCAGUGUACUAGUUGUAUGCGAUCGAUAAAUGAUGAGAUACUUUAUCGAUGUGUGGAAUGCAAUGAUAAUAGGAUAUAUUGUGAAGAAUGUGGUCAAUUUGUUCAUCAACGGCAACAGCGGCACCAUGGAUAUUCUGGAAUAAACAUUAGACAGGUGCAACGAAUCAAUGAGACCCAAUUGCAAUCAGAUCAAAAUCAGGGCGAAAGAUAUUUACAUUAUUUGAUAUCUCAAUAUCAUAUAGCAACAGACACGGCUCGUAUAAAUAUUAUGAAAAGAGCUUCAGGUUUUAUCGUGGCCAUAAAAAGUGGGGAAGGAGCAGCAAAAGCUAUCGCUGUAAAUGCAGUAGAUCUGGUAGUCGACUUAGAUCAUGGGGUCAAGAAUCUUUCAGUGAAUGCAGCUCACAUGGCAUCCAGUAUGAAUAAUAUUGCAUCAGCUAUGGCUCCUGUGGCUACAUCUGCUGGAAUUGCUGCAGGUAUAGUUACCGGAUUAGAAUUAUGCUAUAUCACAUACAAAUUCUUUAUCGGUGACAUUUCGGACUGGGCCGCUUACGGACGCCUAGUAACUCGUAGUAUUGCUACGGGUGUUACUUCUGUUGUUGGAAAUUGUUGUGGAUAUCUUGCUGGAGCUCUAGUUGGUGGAGGCAUAGGAAUGGUUGCAGGACCAGGAGGAGCAGCAGCUGGAGCAUUCAUUGGUGCAGUCAUAGGAAGUAUUUUCGGUAGUAUCGUUCGUGGUGCAUCUGCUGCAUACGCAUUCGAUAAAUGUUGGCCAGACAACGAACAAAAGUCUCGUAAAAAAUUGGUUAACGAAGCAUUAAUGCAGUAUGGUUACACAGAAAACGAUGUUAAAAUACCGCUUACACAAUGCUCAAAAAGCCCGCAAAGGUCAUCUUCUGUUUUUUGUGAUUGUGAUGACGAAUAG